This is a messenger RNA of Aureobasidium vineae, 852 nucleotides long. NCBI's taxonomy places the organism in Eukaryota, Fungi, Ascomycota, Dothideomycetes, Dothideales, Saccotheciaceae. The record is from the annotation of a GenBank genome assembly.
AUGAGUACUGGAAGUCAAGCCUACGGCCAGCUGGUGCGCCUCCGCGCCCUCAACCCAUCACAGCUCCCUGCCCACCCGGACCUGGCAGCAUUGCAAGCCGGCGCUCCGGCAUUGCCAGACCUGGAAACCUUCAUCACCAGCAUCUUGACCGAAGCCUCGACUUUCAUGACCGACUACCUACCAAACAACUUUGCCAUCAAGGACCACUCGAAANAAUCUCCGCCCGCAAAGGCUACCAUCCAACUUCUGGCUCACGAGAUCCCUGCUCAUCAAUUGGGUCCCAAUGCACAUGACGAGGCAUGGUUUUCACGCACGAGUCUUCACGAAAACAAGAAGGAACUGGGCACUGCCAAUUGGGACGAAUUCGAAGCUGGAAUUCUUGAUGACCACAGUCUGCACGAGUCACAGUAUACUCCUGAUGUGUUUGAUGCCCACAAGGUGCUGUCCUGGGAUCCCAAGUUGGCCGAGAAACAAGCCAAGGUUGGCAACUGGGUGAAAGUUGGGUUGAACAUGCUUGUUGUCACGGCUCGCUCGGCUGGUCCUAAAGACCCAUCCUUCCUGGUUGUUCAGAUUCCGGUCGACAUCACGAAGCUCGACAAGGCAAUGUACUCCACUCAGAAGAACAAGCUCGUAGGUGACACUGCCGAGAAGAAGAAGCCUGUCACCCUUGGCCAGUACGUCAGUAUUGAGCGCUGUACCAUGGUUGAGGAUAUCAAUGUGAAGUGGCAGAUGGCUACAGCUAGCGAUGCAAAGGGCAACCUGCCAAUGUGGGCACAGAAGAUGGGUAUUCCCGCUGCUAUCAUCAAGGAUGUCGGUCUCUUCAUUGAUUGGAACGAUAAGAAGCGAGGAUGA